GUGUUCUAUUGUUGCGUAAUUGCUUUGCAUUAACACUCGUGUUGUAUAUCCAUCAUCAAUUUGCAAGCCAAUCCAUACUAAUUUAAUAAUAGUAACAUAAUGCCACUUCCAACAUUCGAUCCAGAAGAUUCUUCUGAAGAUCAACAAAGUAAAAAGAUGAAUGUUGAUUAUACCGAACAAACCGAGGCCACUCUUCAAAGUGCUUCUACUGCUUUGGAUCAAGGAGGAAUCAACAAAUUAAAGGAAGUUCUUGAACCUGUUUUAGCUUUGGAAAAGACUGUUCGUCUUGCUGAAGAUUAUGAAAAUCUCUCUAAAAUUCUUGUCCAAAUAAUUGCUUUCUGUGCUAAAGUUCAAGCUUGGGAUGAAUUGAAUGAUCAAUUAAAUAGUCUUAGUAAGAAACGUGCUCAAUCAAGAGGUGGUACUCAAAAGAUGAUUCAAGAAGCUAUGAAAUAUAUUGAUUCUACUCCAUCUUUGGAAAGAAAGAUUGAAUUAAUCAAUAAUAUUCGUAAAAUUACUGAAGGUAAAAUAUUUGUUGAAUUGGAAGGUGCUAGAGUUAUUAGAAUGUUGGCAAAGAUCAGAGAAGAAGAAGGAAAUAUUGCUGAAGCUGCUUCAUUGUUACAAGAUGUUCAAGUUGAAACAAUCGGAAGUAUGGAAAUUAGAGAAAAGAUUGAAUUUAUUCUUGAAUCUAUUAGAUUAUGCAUUGAAAAGCAAGAUUUUGUUCGUGCUGUCAUUGUAUCAAAGAAAAUUACAAAGAAGAGUAUUUCUGAAGAAUCUCACCAAGAUUUAAAGAUUCGUUUCCAUGAACUUAUGAUUCGUUUCUAUAAUAACAAGAAGCAAUAUUUAGAUAUUUUCCGUUCAUACCAACAAAUUUUCACUACACCUAUCAUUCAAGCAAAUGAAAAGGAUUGGAUGAAUAUCUUACAACGUAUGGUUUUAUAUAUUGUUUUGGCUGAAUAUGGUAAUGAACAAAACGAUCUCAUGCAUAGAACCUUUGAAGAAAAGAAAUUAGAAGAACCACAAUUACAACCAUAUAGAAACUUGCUUAAGCAAUUUGUAAAUCGUAGUUUGAUUAAUUGGCCACAAUUCGAAUCAACAUUUGGUUCAUUAAUUAAGGAUCACCCAAUUUUCAAGACUUCUCCAGAAACUUAUGCCGAUCUCAGAAGUAGAAUUGUUGAAAAGAAUAUUCGUGUCAUUGCUCAAUUUUAUUCUAGAAUUCCAACUAAACGUUUGUGCUCAUUGUUGUACUUGGGUGAAGAAGAAGUUGAAGGAUACAUUUCAAGAAUGGUUACCUCCAAGACAAUUCUUGCCAAGAUGGACAGAUUGGAUGGUCUUGUUGUUUUCAAACAAUUACAAACUGGUGACAAUAAUGAAGUUUUGAACUCUUGGUCACACGAUAUUGUGAAUUUGCUUCAAUUGGUUGAAAAGUCAAACCACCUUAUUAACAAGGAAUACAUGAUCCAAGGUGCUAGACAAUAAAUUGUAAAAUAAUUUCUC
Naegleria gruberi is the source of this 1494-nucleotide messenger RNA. RefSeq names its product proteasome regulatory non-ATP-ase subunit 5. Gene Ontology annotation, cellular component: cytoplasm; nuclear proteasome complex; proteasome regulatory particle, lid subcomplex. The transcript has a single exon. The record is from RefSeq and is a predicted model, not a curated record. Lineage: Eukaryota; Heterolobosea; Eutetramitea; Acrasida; Naegleriidae. The coding region runs from base 100 to 1476 and encodes 458 amino acids.